AUGGGGAAGCACUUCCACCUGUACGAGAACAUCUCUAAGGUCAGUCCCUUCGAGGGGCCGCAGUAUUACCUGGCCCCUCAGUGGGUGUUUCACCUGCAGACCCUCUUCAUGGGCUUCGUCCUGUUCGCUGGAACUCCUCUAAACUUCAUCGUCCUCUUCGUGACGCUCAAGUACAAGAAGCUGCGAGUCCCUCUGAACUACAUCCUGGUCAACAUCUCCAUCGCAGGAUUCAUCUUCGUCAUCUUCUCCGUCAGUCAGGUGUUCGUCUCCACCAUGAAGGGAUACUUCUUCCUGGGUCACACCAUGUGCGCUCUGGAGUCAGCCAUGGGCUCCAUAGCAGGACUGGUGACGGCCUGGUCUCUGGCUGUCUUGUCCUUUGAGAGGUACCUGGUCAUCUGUAAACCAUUUGGAGCCUUUAAGUUCGGCAGUGACCACGCUCUGGCUGCUGUCGCCUUCACCUGGUUCAUGGGGGUCGGCUGUGCCAUCCCACCUUUCUUUGGGUGGAGCAGGUACAUCCCGGAGGGUCUGGGCUGCUCCUGCGGACCCGACUGGUACACUCACAAUGAGGAGUUCAACUGCAGCAGCUACACGAACUUCCUGAUGGUGACCUGCUUCAUCGCUCCGCUUGCCAUCAUAAUCUUCUCCUACUCCCAGUUACUGGGCGCUCUGAGGGCGGUAGCAGCCCAGCAGACAGAGUCAGUCUCCACUCAGAAGGCGGAGAAGGAAGUAUCGAGGAUGAUCAUCGUCAUGGUGGGAUCCUUCGUCACAUGUUACGGUCCAUACGCCCUCGCCGCUCUGUACUUCGCCUACUCUUCAGACGAAAACAAAGAUUAUCGACUCGUCACCAUACCGGCCUUUUUCUCCAAGAGCUCGUGUGUCUAUAACCCUCUGAUCUAUGCCUUCAUGAACAAACAAUUUAAUGGCUGCAUCAUGGAGACGGUGUUUGGAAAGAAAAUGGACGAAUCAUCUGAAGUUUCCUCGAAGACCGAAGUGUCCUCAGUGUCCACGUCUUCUUCAUAA
Molecule: messenger RNA, 1020 nt
Organism: Epinephelus fuscoguttatus (brown-marbled grouper)
Lineage: Eukaryota; Metazoa; Chordata; Actinopteri; Perciformes; Serranidae
Gene: opn1sw1
Product: opsin 1 (cone pigments), short-wave-sensitive 1
Exons: 5
Coding region: 1-1020 (339 amino acids)
Biological process (GO): visual perception; phototransduction; G protein-coupled receptor signaling pathway
Cellular component (GO): membrane; photoreceptor outer segment
Molecular function (GO): G protein-coupled receptor activity
Source: RefSeq, a predicted model, not a curated record